Molecule: messenger RNA, 2067 nt
Organism: Podarcis muralis (Common wall lizard)
Lineage: Eukaryota; Metazoa; Chordata; Lepidosauria; Squamata; Lacertidae
Source: RefSeq, a predicted model, not a curated record
AAGGGACAAGAGAAAGGCAUGCUCAGUGCGCAUGCCCCUGCAGCCGACGGCGGUUUCUUUUGAACCUUCCUCAUGGAGUUCACCGACGGCCCGCCGCGUUGUGCCCGGCCUGUCUUGACAGGUGUUGUAGCCUAUGUUGAAGUAUGGUCAUCCAGCAGAACAGAAAACUACUCUAAAAGUUUUACUCAACAACUUAUUGAUAUGGGAGCAAAAGUUUCUAAGACUUUCAACAAGCAAGUGACUCACGUAAUCUUUAAAGAAGGACUCUCCUCCACAUGGAAUAGAGCUCAGAAGGCUGGGAUUAAACUAGUAUCAGUGCUUUGGGUUGAAAAAUGCCGAGAAGCUGGAGCACACGUUGAUGAGUCACUGUAUCCUGCAAUAAAUACUAAUGAAGGGUUACCUCAAUUUUUUAAAAAGCACAAAUGCAUGCAGCCCAAAGACGUUGUUAGAAAAGCUCCAGAAAAUGACAGGAGACUGCAAAAAAGGAUCGAUGUUCUGACUAAAGAGUUAGCUAUGCAAAAAGCAGCAACAGAAACAGAUGCACCGGUUUUGUUAUUUAAAGAUGAUGGUUCAUUAGUCUACAGCCCAGCAAGUAAAAUAAAGUAUCAGUGCAGAGCAAUGGAGAAAAGAAUAAAAGAAAUGAAGGAGAAAAGAGAAAAUCUUUCCCCUACUGGUAUGAUUCUAUGUUUUCUUGUGAUUUGUGAAAGGGCAAAAAUUAUUUUACUUUUUUACUCUUCAAACAAGAACCUGAAAAAGGAAUCUAGCAAAUGUGUGCCUGAAGUUGAAGGAGCCAGAGAAGUGCUAGGCAGUUCUCCAGACGCAGGUGACUCCAAACACACAACUCUGAAAGAAUCUAGUGGCAAACAUUUAAGAAAUACACUUUGCUUGGAAGAUGGCUUGCUUCCCACAAUGGCGAAAGCUGAAAUGUCCUCUGCAGAGAAACACAGUGAAAUGAAGGAUUGCUUUACAGCUAAGACUGGAAGUCACCUUUUCCAGACAAACAAUGACUACAGUCUGUCUUCAGAAAAACUGGACCACUUGGAAUUUGCUGAAAGUAGCAGCAACUGUCACAUAAAUACAGAAAGUGAGCUACCUAAUCAAAAUCUUUCUCUGGUAACAACUGAAUGUUCUUCCACUGGCAGAAAGCCAAGGAAACCAAGGAGGAGAUCAAGUAUUGGAUUGAAUACCUCGGUAAUACGUGAGAGUGAUUCUCAGAAUGACUUCUUGAAAUCAGUGCUCACACCCGUUAAGUGUGCUAAAGACCAAGAUACUUCUUUUGAAGAUUAUUUUUCACCUUCUAACGGUAAUAAGCAUAAAAGUAGAGUUAGCCUUCCUUUUCAAUGCCUGCAGAAAUCACAGAGUCCUGAGCCAGUGUUGCAAGGGUCAAGUAAAACCACUGCAGUAUGUAGCAAAAAGAGGAAAAGGGUGGCUGAGAUUAAUGAGAAUACUACAAGUAGUGACUGCAUGCUGUCUGUACUCCCUUGGAGUAAAGAAAGUGAAACUUUAAAGUGCAUGUCAAAAAGGACAAAAGGAGACACUGAAGAGACCCCAGACUGUCUUCCAAAGCCCAGCAUUCAGGAAAAAAAUUCCACACCCAAUAUAAAUAGAUGCUUUCCCACAACUGGUAAGUUGCUUCAAAGAAUGAACAUCCAGAGGUAAAACCCUGUAAGCUACUUAAAAGCAUUUGAGAAUCUUCAUUCUGAAGUGUAGAUUGAGAGAGAUUUGUUGUUGUUGUUGAGAACACAUAUUGGUGGAAGAAGACUUCCGUAUACAUGGUAUCAAUAUUUUGAGUGGGGAAAACGGCAACAGAAAAUACUUUUUAGAGGCCUAGAUUUGGAAAACAAAUGGAGUGAGAAUAAGAGGCUUUUUGAUAGUACUCCAUAAAUGUUUUUGUAACCUCAUUGUUACAAAAUCCACUCCACCAGCCCGGUAGUCCAGCUCUGGCACAGAAAUAGGGCCUGAUCCUGUGGACCCUCCAACAAAAUAGGGGGUGGGAUUUGGAUGCAUCAAUAUUGUGCCCCUGGAGCUUUCUGCAGGUUCCGUGAGGUUUUGCUGUCUACAUGAAGU